AUGUCUACUCCAGGACUCCGUGACAGAACCAUAAUCAUCACAGGCGUUUCCCGAGGCCUGGGAGCAUCCAUCGCCCAAGCAGUCUUGGAGGCCGGCGGCGACGUGUAUGGCAUCGACAUCCUCCCACAACCCGUCGAAGAAGACCGGCAAGACAUCUCUACCCUUCCGAAGGGUAACGAAUCCCAACUUACCUUUUUCCAAGCCGAUAUACGCGAUGAACCAGCCAUCGAGUCGGCUUUGGCUCAGGUCAGAGAGCUAGCAAAGCAACGGGGAAAGCCAGUUCUCGGGCUGGUAAAUUGCGCCGGGGUGCAACACACGGAGAAUGCAGAAGAUUUCCCGGUCCAUGAAUUCCAACGCAUCAUCGAUGUUAAUGUCAUGGGAAGCUUUAUCGUUGCUAAGCAUACGGCUCGACUGAUGAUCGCGGAGAAUUGGAAAGGGAGUAUGGUGCUGAUCGGUUCGAUUGCGGGCUACGUCGCAAAUAGGGGCAUCCACGGAAGUGCGUACUGUGCGUCAAAGGCCGCUGUGCAAAUGAUGGUCAAAUCGUUUGCAUAUGAAUGGGGAAAGCAUGGAAUCAGGGUAAACAGCCUUUCACCAGGCCCCAUCAUGACCAACAUGGUGGGCGAGCUUUUGGAUAAUAAUGCAGAUUUGAAAUCUUUGCUUAUGUCUGGGGCUGUUCUUGGGCGACUGGGGGUUGUCCAGGAUGUACAGGGUGUGACUGUAUUCCUGCUCAGUGACACCUCCGGAUACAUGACGGGAGCUGAUGUCAAGCUCGACGGUGGUGCCACGAUCUCUGUCUAG
Messenger RNA from Aspergillus puulaauensis, 798 nucleotides. Its product is annotated as SDR family NAD(P)-dependent oxidoreductase. The record is from RefSeq and is a predicted model, not a curated record. Gene Ontology annotation, molecular function: oxidoreductase activity, acting on NAD(P)H, oxygen as acceptor. Bases 1 to 798 code for a protein of 265 amino acids. NCBI's taxonomy places the organism in Eukaryota, Fungi, Ascomycota, Eurotiomycetes, Eurotiales, Aspergillaceae. Gene Ontology annotation, cellular component: intracellular anatomical structure. The transcript is spliced from 2 exons.